Nannizzia gypsea CBS 118893 is the source of this 1761-nucleotide messenger RNA. RefSeq lists its product as hypothetical. The coding region runs from base 1 to 1761 and encodes 586 amino acids. The transcript is spliced from 3 exons. NCBI's taxonomy places the organism in Eukaryota, Fungi, Ascomycota, Eurotiomycetes, Onygenales, Arthrodermataceae. The record is from RefSeq and is a predicted model, not a curated record. Gene Ontology annotation, biological process: negative regulation of glucose mediated signaling pathway; cAMP catabolic process; cGMP catabolic process. Gene Ontology annotation, molecular function: 3',5'-cyclic-AMP phosphodiesterase activity; 3',5'-cyclic-GMP phosphodiesterase activity.
AUGCCUCGAGCUCGACCUCGCAGACCCUCGUCGUCUGGCUCUGGCAGGAUGAUACCUAACGGCAGCGUGGACGGGCAUGUCUUCCACGUCGUCGUCCUGGGAGCAUCGGGAGGACCGAGAGAAGACACAGCAACGGGCAUGCUCGUCCGGUCAACCGCUACAAACUGGGCCAGAGACUCGGUCGUGGCCGUCGACGCCGGAACGCUGCUGUCAGGCAUCAUCCGCAUCCUCGAGACCGACUCGCCCUCCCAGCUCGAUACAGAGACCUCGCACGUCCACGCUCAUGGCCAUUCCCGUACACAUCUCCACGGACAGCGAAGGGUCGUCUCGUCGGGCCCCUUUACCGGUCUCGUGCUGCCCUUUGUCUCCGCCGAAGCAAACGCUGCGUAUAUAUUCCGUGACAUCCUCGCGGCGGUGCUCAUCACACAUCCGCAUCUCGACCAUGUAUCCGGCCUGGCCAUGAAUACGCCCGCCGUCGAAGCCCAGUCAGGUCCAAAGACAGUCGCAGCGCUGCCCUCGACGAUAGCGGCGUUAAAGAACCAUCUGUUCAACGACAUCACUUGGCCGAACCUGUCGGACGAAGACGGGGGUGCUGGGCUGAUCACGUACCAGCGGCUGGUAGACGGCGGGAAUCAGCGUCUGGGACGGGGUCCGGCAAAGGGAUAUGUUCGGGCGUGCGACGGGUUGAUGAUAAAAUGCCUUGGGGUGAGCCAUGGCAGGUGUAGGCAGCGAUAUAACCCCGAGACUGAGAAGCACCAUCGGGCUGAGAGUACGGUGUUUAUGACUGAUCCUGCGCUGUUCCCGUCACGGAGGGUUUCGAUCGACGCCUCGUCGUUACGGUCGUAUUCUCCGUCAACUCAAGCCCAGCAGCUGUCUUUUGGCGCAAACGGGAAGGAUAGCUCGAUAUACGCUACGGUCGAGAGCUCAGCCUUCUUCAUACGGGACGAUCCCACCGGCGCGGAGAUCAUUAUCUUCGGAGACAUAGAGCCGGACUCGAUAUCCCUUGAGCCGCGUAACGAGCGAGUCUGGGAAGCAGCUGCUCCGAAGAUCAACGAUGGCUGUCUACGUGCCAUAUUCAUUGAAUGCUCGUACACCGACGCCGUGGAGGACAGUGCUUUAUACGGCCACAUGUGUCCUCGCCAUCUGAUAGCUGAACUGGAAGUGCUGGCCGGGAAAGUCCUUGACUCCCAGAAGCCCCAUAAGGGAGACUCCAGGAAGCGGAAACGAGCAUCUUCCUUCACCGGCCUGCCUCCCCCAGCAGCACCGCAACCAGAGCAGCAGCCCAAUCCACCGCUGAGCCCAAAGUCAAAGGAAAACAAAUCGCCCUUUGCUGCUCCCUCAGCGCCCAAGACAAGGUCGGCCACGAUAGCAGACUCGCCUCCAGUAGGGCAUAAUACCCGCCAGUCCGCUGGAAGAGUAGAAUUCCCAACGGCCUUUGCUCCCCAACCACCUGAGAAGAAACAAUCAGUUACCUCUUCCCCUGCCGUCGGUGUCGCCGCUGACCCAAUGGCCAUAGAUACCACGACCAACUCACCUUCCACCUCAGGCCCUCAGACCAGUUACCGCACAUCAAUAGGCGGAACCACUCGUCCGCUACCCCUACAGGAUCUAACAGUGUACAUAAUACAUGUCAAGGACACCCUUACAGACGACGGCUGUCCACGAAACCAGAUCCUAGCUGAACUACGACAGCUAGGUGAAGAAGCUGGUUUGGGAUGCGAAUUCCACGCUCCAUUGUCUGGUGAAGCGGUGUUCAUCUAG